AUAAUACAAACGUAUAGUAAUUGAUGCAUUGUUUUCAUUAUAUUUAUUUUUGUUAAUUAUUAAAAAUAUAAUACAGUGAAUUAUUAAAUUCUAUAAAAAAAAUCAUUUACCGAAAGCUAAGCUCUUUAUGCGUAUUGUUUUCCUAAAUAGGGAAAUUUAACCUAACCUUUUCAUGUUUAGUUAACUGCUUAAGUAGCGUAUAUAUAUUACAAUCAAAAUAUAUUGGAGUGUAGUUUUAAAAAUGUUAGUAUUAUAGACAAUUUCAUUGUAUGCUAUUUUGAUAUGGAUGAUGAUUGUAAGGAUUACAAGAAACUUAAACCACAACAACAGCUAUACAAACCUGGUAGUGGACCUUUAAGGCGAUCUAGGUAUGGUCUGGACGCCAAAAUGGAAUCAUUUGACAUAGAGAACAGUACCAGAGGAAGGGAUAAAUCUCAUUAUGGCUCCCAACAGUCUAUAAAUGGGGAAGAUGUGCCUGCAAGCAAUCGUUAUAGAAAACCUGAGCAACAACUAUAUGUACCAAGAUCCGGAGACUCAAGUGCUGAUAUUGAUAAAAGAGGUAAAUCAUCUUUCAAGUGUGAUAAUUCUAGUCAAUAUGGGAGUAGACAAAAAUCAAACAAACAAGAAAAUCAUGGUUCAGGUAGUUCAGGAUCAUAUAAUAAGGAUUCAUCAAUAAGAGAUUCUCAACAUAGGGAUGGAAGUAAUGACAUAAAUUAUAAUAGACAUUAUAGACAGGGUUCAGAAGCUAGAUCAAUGUCACCCAUGCAAGGUGCACAUGACCAGAAAUCCUUAGAUAGAAAUAGAGACAGCAGAAGUAUGGAGACAUGGGCUGGGAGGCAUAAAUCAAGUUCAGGUGGCAAACCACCUUCUGGAAGAAGGAAUUCAGCAGGGUUUUGUUCUGAGCCUCGCCCAAAGCAUAUGAUAAAUUUAGACAAUUUACCACCUAGAUUUAGAAAAAAAUAUUUAGAGUCAACUGGACAUCAAAGUUUUGAUAGUGUAGACCAAUUGAAUAAAAACCAAUAUGGCAGCAGUGAUAUGUCUCAGUCCCAAUAUAUCCCUAAUCAGUUUUACAGUUCAAACACCACUAAUUGGUCUCAAACCCUUCCCUCUAGAGGCCGGGGUCGCUUAAGAGAUAAUGAAAGUUUUGAUAGGGAAAAAUUUAUAAACACAUACAUAAAAAAUUAUGAAGUACAAAAUUCAAGAAGGUCAACCCCGAGCAGUUCGUACAUUAAUUUGUAUGAAACUACCGUCAAUGAAAGCAAAAGCCUUUCAGAAAAAUUAGAUUCCUUAAACAUUGAAUAUGAAAGCCAAAAUAAUUUAAAUAAUGGCGCUACAAUAAGUGGGAUUAACACAAAUGAAGUCCAGUACAGCGACAAGGAAUCCGAGGAUAAAGUGGAAAGUACUGAUAACCAAAACGACAGUGAAUCACUAUCUCACUUAUCAACAAAUCUUUCCGACAUGACAAAUUUGGAUUGGACUGAGGAGGUUGAGAAAAAUAUAAAACUUGAUGAUGUAUGUAAUUCAUCAGCAUCGUUUUCACAAAGUGAAAGCUUCUCCCAGAAGAAACCAACCAAUAAACCAGAAGUAAAAGAAGCCGAACCGCGAGAAUCGAAACGGAGUGCCAGGUCGAGGCGCAGAGACAGAAGGAGCUCAAGCAGAGGACACAAAAACACCGAAAAGAAAGAACGGAAUAGAAAAGACAGCAAUGUAAGCAUAGCUUACGAACCUGAGAGAAGUCGAAAAGAUAGUAAUGUUAGUAUACAGUACGACGCUUCAUACGGUCCCAAACAGCGGGAGAGGGAACGAAGGGACAGUCACAGGAGCAAUCGAUCAUCGACCAUAGGAAAUAGUAGAGAUGACCUUGACAGGUGGAGGUCAUUGAGGUCCUACAGUCGGGAACACAGCUCUGAAAGGAGAAUAGUAUCACAGUGUAAUAGCAGAGAUACGUCUGCAAACAGAGCUACCAGCCCUAAAGACAAUGAAGGUUUCAGGGUUCCUACCAACACCGCUAAAACAUGGUCCACAGCAAACCAGAAGAGGAGCAAUGGUCCUGUGAACGGUCGUGCUGGGAGCUCUGAGCGUAAGUCACCAGAGCACGAGGGCGGCGGCCGGCGCUCUAAGAAAAGAUACGUGAGGAAACGGAGGAACGCAGAGAACACUCAGCCAGCAAACAACUCAUCAGCAAACAUCAACUGGAGGGACGAAAUCAUUGAGUCCAAGAAACAUGACAGAUCUGAAGGCACUCAUAACAGAAAUAGGCUGAACAGCGUUUUGUCUGAAAAGUCCGUCACAGAGACCGGUUCUCAGCCCGGAUUAAUUAUCUUGCCACAGAGUUCAAUGACACAUUUUCAGAAAGACCAAAAUAUUCGUGGAGCACCAAACGAAACCCAAAAAACAUUAUUUGAUCAUCACAAUCCGUCAAAACCUAUUAUCAUACAGACCACUCCGUCAAAACAUGACAUGAGAAUGGAAAGAGGUGUGAAGGAGUUUCCGCGGUACGGUUGUUCGGAGGGCGAGCGUGGUGCUCGUCACACAGCUUUACUACAGACAGUGGAUCGAGCGGACGCUAUACUCAAGACACACACCCUUCAGGGACCCCUGGCGUUGGCGGCCAACUGGUCAGACGUGUUGGAUACCAGGAAGUUUCUACAAGGAGCUCUUCAGAGACUGCUCAUGUCCGAUCUGAAAUUUUGUCAGGCUGAUAACAUAGAACAGCAGUUCUGGAAGAUUCUAUACUAUCAUUUUAUAGAGAAUCUAAGGAAAAGUAUUGCUACGGUAACGCCCGAAGAAAAACCUGAAGUUGUCAAAUUGAUAAAUACCAUUAUAGACGAAGGGAAUACCUUCUUUGAGAAUCUUGUACAGAUGUUAGAGAAAACUUAUAAAUUUAAUACCGAAGACUAUUUGAACGACAAUCACGUGUUGCCGCCCAAGGGUCUCGGCUAUGUGGGGCUGGCUUUGAUAUCGGUGCAGAAAUUGUACGUUUUUCUCGGAGACUUAGCCAGAUACAAGGAACAAGUUAACGAAACUAACAAUUACGCCAAAAGCAAAUUAUGGUACACGAAAGCACAGCAAAUAAAUCCAAAAAAUGGCAGACCAUACAAUCAGCUGGCAAUAUUAGCAAUAUACGCUAGAAGAAAAUUAGACGCAGUCUAUUAUUAUAUGAGAAGCUUAAUGUCCUCGAAUCCGUUCCAAUCAGCUCGUGAGAGUUUACUAUCCCUGUUCGACGAAAACAGAAAAAAGUAUGAGGCGGCGGAGCGGAAGCGCCGUGCUGCCGCGGAGUCCAAGGCUGGUGAUAGCGGUGACGGUGCCGCGGGGGGCUCCGGUGUGAGGGGAGGACUGCGAGGCGCCGCUGGUGGCUCCGGUGUGAGGGGAGGAUUGCGGCGCGAGGUGUGGGUCCGACCGAGCGGACACCGCACCACUACACUCAGCCACGCGAGGCGGGACUCCUUCAAUAGCAUCACGCCCGUCGAGUUAAACAAAACCUUCAUCACCAGCUACUUGCACGUUCACGGGAAGCUCAUUACUAAGAUCGGUAUGGAGACGUUCCACGUGUGCGCGUGUCAGAUGCUUCGUCAGUUCCGUUCCCUCCUCAACCGAGUGCCGCUGCCGACGCCAGCGCCUCGUCUGCUGCAGCUCACAGCACUCAACAUGUUCGCUGUGGAGACGACCGCACAGGCCAAAGGUAGUAACGGCGAGGAGCGCUCGGCUUGGUUAGAAUGCGCUUUAGGUGUAUCCUUGCUAAUGUUCGGUGCGCUGCUCGAGAGGUGCUGCGCGCUGCUACCCGAGCCGCAGCACACCCAGCAGCACGCCGAUGCAUUGCUUCUUCUGCCAGCCAUUAAGAUGUGGUCGGACUGGAUGUUAUGUCAUAGCAGUAUUUGGAAUCCGCCACCUAGUUUUGACAAUUUCGAAUUAGAAAGCGAAAACGAUCCUUGGGAUUGGCUUGCGAAGCUUAUGAACAUAUUGGAAGCCCUUGACGACAAAUCAUUAGAAUUUGAGAACGAACCGAAGGAAGGAUAUAUCCCCGUAAGGCUGCCGGAGGAUGCUUCCCUCGCUGGGUUCACGCCGCUCAUGUACAUGGAGCCGGCGCUGGCGCACGUGGCGCCGCACGCGCACGUCGCGCCUCACGCCGCUGAACACGCGCUGCGCAUGCGCAAGCUGCUGUUCUUCGGAACCGAAUACCUGGUGGGUGUCGAGCCUCCGGUGCUCAAGCUGGAGUACCCGGUCGGUGAACAGCCGCGGUAUGUGAGUGCUGUACAGCGAGCACAAGCAGACUACCCACCAUUACAACAUCUUUCUGAAGACUCGGAAGUCGACGAGAGUGUGAGUACGACCAGCGGUCCGACGAGUCUGAGCGAGGCUGUGGAGGCCCCGGACGACGACACCAGGGACCUGCUGAGACGGAGGGACCUUCUGGAGAACAGGAGGGCUACCAUAGAGAAACGACGACAACGGAUGCAGGAGAUGCUUAGCACCGGAUGGGUGAGCGUAGAGGUGGAAGUUCGUCCGCGUUGGUUGGUACCCGACACCAACUGCUUCAUCGACCACCUGCCGUUGUUACAAGCGGUGGCCAGCGCACCAUCACAGCCUUACAACCUCGCUGUGCCGCUCGUUGUUGUAACGGAGCUCGAGGGUUUGAAGAAGUGUUCUCGUUUGGGGGUUAAGGCGAGGGACGCCCUGGCCUGGGUGUGCGGUGGUGGUGCGGGGGGUGCGGGAGGAGGUACUGUUAGGUUGGCUACAGCCCGGGGCUCUCUGCUGACGUCACGGACUUUCACGGCCGAACAGGACGAGGGUAGAGCCACCAACGACGACCGCGUGCUGGCCACCGCUCUCAACCUGCAGGCGAAUCUCACAGCUGACGGAGCGGAGGUCCGGGCGGACGGCGGCUGUGUUCGCGUGGUGGUGUUGGUGACGGACGACCGCAACCUGCGCGUGAAGGCUUUGUCGGCAGACCUGCCAGCCAAGGACCUGCUGUCAUUCGCGCAGUGGGCGGGACUGCACGCUGAUACGAAACCCAAGUCGGACGCCCGCAGUGCCGAUGUUUAACGUUAGAGGCACUUAAAACACAUUCAGCUCAUAUUUAUGAAGUUAAUUAAUUGUACUCGAUGUGAUUUCGUAACGGGACGAGGCGGUCGUCGUUCCCAGAGCAUGCGCGUCCGAAUCAGCGGUCCGAACGGAGCUACGGAACCCUUAUGACGAGACGCGCAUGUAUUGUGAACGCGGGUGUAGUUUUAGCAUACAAUCAGUUUAGUUGCUAUGAUUUAUCCUCAGAGGCGUUAAUCGAAUGCGUUUAAUUCUAGGAUAGGAAUUGAAUAGAAUAAGUAAAAAUUAAUACACCAAUAGAGAGAUAUAAUGUUGAUUGAACAUUUUUUUUUUUAAGAGCUUUAGGAUUCCACCCUCGUGUUCCUGGGCGCCGUUCUUCAUUGUGAAUUAUAUUUUUCGGUAAUUUUUUUUUAAUUAUUUUCCUAAUUUCGAUUAUACUAUCAGGUAGGUGUCGCUGAGCUUUUUUUAUGUACUCUUUUUUUUUUGUUAUAUAUGUUAAGUGUACCUUAAUAUUUUAAAACUAGGUGAUAUUUUUAAACUAUGCAUUAUUCCUUUUUAUCGUAAAUUUUGUCUCCGAUUAAUAACUUAAUAGUAUUCUAUUGUGAUUGACGGAACUAAUAUUUCUCUCAGGCUUGUUUACGCUAGCUUUUUAACGUUUGAUAUUCUCAAACCAUGACGUGUGACUAUAUUUCGUCAGUGUAUGAAAUUCUCUGUCAUCAAAGCUCCCAGCAUCCGAAGAUUAUGAAAUUUUAAUUUUGUAUUAAGAGGACUGCGUUAUAGCAUUGUAUAAAUAGGACACUAAACAGAUAUUUCCAUCACGGUUUUAUAUCUCACUAUAAAUAUAUACGAGAAAUAUACUUUUGUUAAAUAUUUAAAGAAAAAUAUACAGACUUUUAAUAUCAAUAAUGAAAUUAUUUUUUUGUAACGUAUUCAUAUUAUAUGUAUAUAUAUAUAUUUAUAAAUAUAUAAAUAUACAUAUAUACAUAUUCUUCUAUUUCGUUUUUUAGUUGUAUAGAAGAUAUUUUGACGGUACAUUACAUAAUAAGAAAAUAUUUCACCUUAAUAUUAAAGAGUUAUAUAAAAUGAAUUGCAAAAUAAAAUAAUUACACCGAUAGAGAAUAUUGUAAUGAAUUUUUUUUUUCAUUUUUGAAAUAAAUUUGAUGCUGUUACUUUUUAUCUUAAUAAUGAUGUUAAUAAACACUGAUGACGUCUCA
Molecule: messenger RNA, 6254 nt
Organism: Danaus plexippus (monarch butterfly)
Lineage: Eukaryota; Metazoa; Arthropoda; Insecta; Lepidoptera; Nymphalidae
Gene: Smg6
Product: telomerase-binding protein EST1A
Exons: 24
Coding region: 283-5043 (1586 amino acids)
Biological process (GO): nuclear-transcribed mRNA catabolic process, nonsense-mediated decay
Cellular component (GO): telomerase holoenzyme complex
Molecular function (GO): telomerase RNA binding; telomeric repeat DNA binding; protein binding
Source: RefSeq, a predicted model, not a curated record